Molecule: messenger RNA, 3369 nt
Organism: Scleropages formosus (Asian bonytongue)
Lineage: Eukaryota; Metazoa; Chordata; Actinopteri; Osteoglossiformes; Osteoglossidae
Gene: gimapl
Product: GTPase IMAP family member 4
Exons: 5
Coding region: 61-966 (301 amino acids)
Molecular function (GO): GTP binding
Source: RefSeq, a predicted model, not a curated record
CUGCCAAAUGAGCAGGAAAUCCGCCUCGAGGAGAGAGCGCGAGGCGGUGGCAGCGCGGAGAUGGCAGCAGGGCAGCCGGCUCGUUUUACGGGAGACACGUUUCUCCUCGCGCGGUCAGUGACGUCAGGCAGCGCUGAGAAACGACUGGAGUGGACGGGUUGUGUGUUCGGCACGCGCGAAGUUUUUCCUCCUGGUGAAGAGGCUCCUGACCCAGAUGCCACACCCCUAUUGGACCUCAGGCUGGUUCUUCUGGGAUGGAGAUGGCCUGGAAAGAGCCUGACGGGCAACACCAUCUUGGGCCGGGAGGAGUUCCAUCUGGAGCGGGCAGCCGAGUUCUGCGUCAAGCGGGAGACAGAGGUGGCCGGGCGCCGUGUGACGGUGGUGGACACUCCAGGUUGGUUCUCCUCCCAAGUCACUCCGGUAGCCUACCAACAGGAGAUGGUGCGUGCCCCUUCAAUGUGCUCACCAGGGCCUCAUGCCUUCCUCCUCGUGAUCCCCGUGGGCAUGUUCACCGAGUCGGACCGGAUCCGCACUGAAGAGAACCUGGCGGUGUUUGGAGAUCGUGUCUGGCACCACACCAUUGUGGUAUUCACCUUGGCCCCGGGGCAGCGGGACAUACCCAUCGAGCGCCACAUCCGCCGUGAGGGCCGUGAUCUGCAGCGGGUGGUGGAGCGCUGUCAAAACCGCUACUAUGUCAUCAACAACCACAUCUUCGGGGAGCAUCCCCAGCUGCCCCGCCUCAUGGAGAAGGUUGAGCAGAUGGUGGCUGAGGAGGGUGGCAUCUACGAGGUCUUGGACAAUGCUGAAAUUGUGAAAAAUGGGAAGCCACCCAGCAUCCCCCUGGAGCAGCGAGACUUGGGGGCCAGACCUAAGCAGCACUGCAGUGCGCUGCCGAUGAAAACCAUGGAGCUGGAUAAUUCACAGAUGACAAGUAAUGGAGAAGAAUGCCCAGCCGGCACUAACUAGUAGCAUCACUCUGAGCAAGAGAGAGCCUUCCUCCACCAGUGCCCUCAACCUGAUGGUGCGACCAUCGGAGAAGCCCGGCUUCCAGACAUUACCAAAAAGGGGCCGUUAACCAGUACCUGGGCUACAGCAGUUAUAACAGUGGUCCUAAUGCUCUGUUUUAUUUAUUUCCCUGUUUCGCCUUUAAUUUCUAGCAUGGUUUUUAGAGAAGGAAACUCUAGUAUGUUUGUUCUUAACCAGUUAUGUAGCUGUGAUCUACGUACGAGCGCUGGCUUCAAAGCAAUUGGAUAACCGUUUAAUGAAACGGUGCGCCGAUUUGGACAAAAAAAAACGACCUGGACCAGAAUUUAAAUGGCCAGCCUUGUCAACCAGGAGCAGUGGCACAGAGACUGGUAUUUUUUUGUUUGAAGCUACAGAUUUAGCACUAAGUGUUAAGAGGCCUAAACAUAAAAGCUUGUUAGAGCAUCAGGUUGUUGACCAAGCCUCUCUGGUCAUGUGAAGGACUAUGAUACCAGCCAUCUGCUCAAAGUGGCUGGAGAGGCAUUGGGUCGUUUUACUGCUAAUUACUUAAUCACCCAAUAAUUGAAUGCUAAAAUUGAAAGAAGUAGAACGGCAAAGUUAAUGGAUUGUUGUGGGUGGGAUUCAGGUUCCAUUUGGGUGUCACUGAGCCUGUGGAAUCAGGUCUACAAACACAAGCUCUGUGUGUGUAACUAGAAUCGGGUUUGAGUUCCAGCCUUUAUCUCAGUGGUUUUCAAAGCUGCUUUGUGUGUGUGUGUGUGUGUGUGUGUGUGGGGACACAUAAUGUGUAGGAGGGAGUGUAGAGUUUGUCUGCCCAAGUACUUAAGAACCUAACAAACCUUCCUUAUUCUUCUUCCCUUUCUGCACAGUAACUUCCCCAAAAGGGGGCACUCUACACCCACAGUGUACGCUAGGGUCCUUUAAUGGGGGUAGUAAACCCGAAAUGUGAAGAUGAGCCAUGUUUUUGUGGAGCAGAGCACUCUGAAAACGCAGGGAAAGGUCUGGGAUUAGGUUAGUAAUGUAUCAAAGAUCUCAGAGUCACACCAACAGUUGUUAUUUGGCAUGGUUCUGUGACAUCUGGGAUAGUCUUGCAUGACUUUGAAUUUAUUAUUCAUCACAAUGUAUUAUGUUUUAUUUUUAGCUUGUUUCCUGGGAUUAAACAUUUUUGAGUAUGAAGAUGUAAUUGAUUUUAAAGGUAAAGGUCGCUAACACGGUCAUUAGAACAAUGACGGUGAUUAAUGAGAUGCGGUAUUGAAUGAAGUGAGUGGUUGAGCCGUUGUGCUGCUGCUCUUUGUUGAUUUGCUGCGUUUUCUUUCAAUGUUUAUAUACUGUUACAUUCAUUCUGUAUAACUAUUUCUGGGCGUGUUUUUUGGUGUAGUGGCAGGUUACUCAGAGAAACACUGUUUUCCCCUCUGAAUGUUGGUACUGCCAAGGAGGUUGUAUUUCUACACCGCACUUCUUCAUUUAUCUAACACUCCCCUCCCUUCUAAGACAGAGGGAGCGCUUUUACGGUGCUUAAUAAUUGAACUGUUGUAACAGAAACUCCCAGGGGAAGCUCUGCCUGCCGACUCGUCAUUUCAUUUGGCUGUGCUCACACCUUGCUCCCCUGCUGUGCGGCUGUUAGCUUCCUCCCCUGUGCUGCUUCAGCAGGAGUCAUAGAAAAGCACAGGCAAUCAAAGCAAAUAUUUUCCCAAAAGUUUCUGGACAUGUCAAAUAAUGGCAGAAUGAAGUGUGUUAUGCCUUUUAAUGUAUGUCUGCAUCCUGUUCCAGUGUGCAGGUAGGUGUAUUGUUUCACUGGAGUGGAAGCCCUUCUUAGAAUAUUUCAUGUAAGACGUGGCCCUUUUCCCAACUAAGUCCAGAAGUGUUUUUUUCUUAUUUUAUUUUAAAUAGCGUCGUCAUGUUGGGAUUGUGUGGAGAUGAUCUUCAGUUUUGUUGUCAUGUUGUCUAUUUGUGGUUUUGUGUUUUUAUUUCCUAAUGCUUGUAAAGUAUUUGUUUUGAUUUUCUGACCAUCUUUAGAAUGUAAAAGGUUUAUCAUUCCAAGACUUAAAAAUAAUAUAUUCUGGAUGGGGCACCAUGUAAUGGAAGCACCUGUUCUGUAGGGUCAGGUGAGGUUAUGGAGUUUAUUGGAGGAGGUGUGUGAUUAAAAGAGAAAUUUUAUAAUUGCUGUUUUUUGUUUUUAUGUGUUGGGGUACAGUAGACAGGAGCAUUGUCCACUGUGCCAGAGAAAAAUGAAGGAUUUGAGAAGGAUGCCAUUUUUAAAAGGGUGUGAAAAGAGCUUCAUAGUGCAUGCUGUUUAACGGUUGAGCGCUCAGAGAUGAGGUCACAUAUUCACCCCCCUGCUCCUUCAGCCGUCACAUAAAGGACAAAACUCUGCUUUCUUGUGAAAAA